UCUUUGUUUUCAUACCUCAAAGUUUUGUUGAUAAAAUUGUUGUGUCUUUUUUUUUUUUACUUUUGUAGAUAUGUCAAAUAAAAAUGUUUUUGAGGUUCCUAUUUCUGCAGAAGAGUUGAAGAUACGAAGUGAGCUUGCGAUGAAGAUUGAAAAGGAUUUGGAAGAGGAGAUUAAGGAAGGAAUAUACAAUCUUGCUCGUCGAUUGAACCGAGUUUUUCAGCAAAGGAAGGAAAGAGAGGCCAAAGAAGCUUUGUGUGAUACGGUAAAUAACAAAACUAGAGCACUUUCUAAGGUGGUUAUAAACAUAGGAGUUGAAGGAGGAACUAAGAUUGAAAUCAAGGAGGUUAACAAAGAAGCAAAAGAAAGGCGUUGUGAUUUUCGACCGAGAAAAGAUUUGAAAGAAGUGAAGGAAAUUGAUUGGGAGAGGAGUUUGAGAAGAGGUUCAUGUCCUGUUUAUGUGAAAGGAUCAUGUGUUAGAUCAAAGCAAAAGGAUAGAAAUGUGAUGAGGGGAAAGAAUGGAAGUGAAGAUAAGAAGGUUUUUCACUUUGGGUGGAAAUUUUAAAAUUCAAUUUCUUUUGGUUUGUUUUCUUUUUGUUUUGUUGCUUUGGUUUGCAUGAAAGAAUAAUAUAGUAUAGUUUGGGAUGAAUUUUCCAUAUCGUAAAAGAUGCAUGCAACGAGUGGAUUGAAGGUUUGAAAGUUGUUUUGGUUAAACAGUAUCAAUUUAGUGUGAGAUAAUGAUAUUUAUGUUUUGAAAAUUUGAAGUAUAG
Molecule: messenger RNA, 767 nt
Organism: Lathyrus oleraceus (garden pea)
Lineage: Eukaryota; Viridiplantae; Streptophyta; Magnoliopsida; Fabales; Fabaceae
Exons: 1
Coding region: 71-562 (163 amino acids)
Source: RefSeq, a predicted model, not a curated record